AUGGACGUCUGUGCUGAUAUCAACUAUUUCCCUGCGGCUGAGGAAGAGAUCGAGAAGGUGAUUACAACAGAGGACUGGAAGCCUAGGUUCCUCGGCGUUCGAGGCGAGGGGACGAGGACGAUGACCAUCCACGACAUGCGGGGCAUCGAGGACCACUUUGAUCUGGACACGAACGGCUUCCAGUUCAUACGGCUCGCAGACAACAAUGACGACGACGACAAACUCGGCAAUUUCGAAAGCGACGAGAUUCUGCAGAACAAAUAUUUUCCAGAGCUCGAGGAAAUUUUCAAAACAAUCCUGUCCGCCCCAAGAACCGGCGCCUCCCAAGUACACAUCUUCAACCACGUCAUCCGGCGCAGCAGCAACCCCUUCGCCAAAGGCCAGCUCGACCCUUCCACCGGCCAGUGGCAGAUUCCGCCCUCGGGUCACCCCCACGUAGACUAUAGCGGACGCCCGGAGGACCUCAGGGGCACCCUCGAGGAGCUCCAGCUCCCGGCCCACAUCGAGGCCCUCUUCGGUUCAGCCCCGCGCUUCGCCUUCGUCAACGCCUGGCGUCCCCUGCGUACCAUCGCCCGGGACCCCCUCGCCGUCGCGGACGCUGCUACGGUGCCGGACGCCGACUACCUCCUCCGCGAGCGGAAGUUCCGGCCGAGCGGCGUGCGGUCGGGAAACUAUGUCCUCUCACACACCAGGGCCGGUGCUGGCGACGGCGGUAAAGAUGGGGAGGAGAGGCACAUGUGGUACUGGAUGAGCGAGAUGAGGCCGAAUGAGAUGGUGGUAUUCAAGGGGCUCGAUACGGCGCGGGACAAACCUGGUUGGAGGUGUCCACACACGGCAUUUAUCCUGCCCGGAACGGAGGACUUGCCGGCACGGGAGAGUAUAGAGGUGCGAGCAGUCUGUUUCUGGGAGUAG
Messenger RNA from Cryphonectria parasitica EP155, 912 nucleotides. RefSeq lists its product as uncharacterized. Gene Ontology annotation, molecular function: oxidoreductase activity. Lineage: Eukaryota; Fungi; Ascomycota; Sordariomycetes; Diaporthales; Cryphonectriaceae. The transcript has 2 exons. The record is from RefSeq and is a predicted model, not a curated record. The coding region runs from base 1 to 912 and encodes 303 amino acids.